AUGUCUUUCUCCAAAAUAACUCAACACUUUCGUAGGACCGUUUUUCCAACUCACUUCGUUAACCGUCGAGUACGAUUCCUUCAGUCGCCGAGUCUUAUAUUGGGGAACUUGAGACCUGACUUAUUUCAAUCAUCACUUUCGAGACCUUAUGCAAACUCUUCACCUUCCCCCCACACGUCUCCCGAAGAGUCUACAUCGUCCUCCUACCUAAACAAAUUCACAAAAUACAUUGCAAAACGGCUUCCAACUACUAUAUUGGCGAAUAUAAUUGUAACUGGCCUUGUUGGUCUUAUAUCAGUGGACCUUAUGUACGCUUGGUAUGAAGAAAAUAUUAGAGCCUUGGAGGCCUUCAAGCGUGCUAGUGCAGUGUACAAAGCAAAACACAAUAAACCUCCAGUCAUCGUUUAUGACAACAUUGCCAAAUUAGUUAAUGUGAACCCAAAAGUUCUUGAUACUCUCCAAGAUGACGCUAAAAUGAAUGCUGAUCACCGAAAGUACAUUGCUGUAUUUGUCAGUAGUGAAGGGAGCGUACCUAGAAGGAUGGAAUCUCGUAGUGCCUGGUCACGUGCAAAAAAACCUGUAAUGGAAAUUGGUGACCUUAACGAGAAAGAAUCGAUGGAAUAUUUGACUAAGAAAUGCAAAAUCAAUGAAGUAGAGGCAAAAAAAUUAUAUGAUUUGGUUGGUGGUCGCUUUAUAGAGUUAAAGACUGUGGUGGGUGAUUUCACGGCUGGACAAUCUCUCGAAGACAUUAAAAAUUCGAUUCUAAAUGAAGUUGAGAAGAAAUUCCAAUUUGCAAAACUCCUUCCAAAUGAUCCAUAUUACAAUGUGGGGAAGAAUAUCAUCAGUGAUUUGCUGAAGUCUAAGGAGCUUAGUUUUUUAGCAUUUAAGAAAUAUUUCAAUGAGGUUAAGGAAUUAAAUGAAGUAUUGGAAAGCAACGUAUUUUCAUAUCAUCCGGAAAAAAAUAUUGUUACAUUUCAGUCCCAAUCGAUAGAAUCCUACAUUCGGGAAAACAUUGAUAUAUUCGUUAACUCACCUCCCAACCAACGAAGUCAUAGAAUCCAUGAUAGUAUAAAUCGAGAAGGUCGAACAGUUAGAGAAGAAUGA
Molecule: messenger RNA, 1104 nt
Organism: Dentiscutata erythropus
Lineage: Eukaryota; Fungi; Glomeromycota; Glomeromycetes; Diversisporales; Gigasporaceae
Source: the annotation of a GenBank genome assembly